UUUGAGCGCCUCGCUGUUUAUCGUUACGAUAGCACUGUAUGGAUUGUCGGUGGUUGUGUUUGCAGCGUUCAUAUCCUCUCUCUUCAAGACACCAAGCACUGCUGUCGGAGAAUGUUUCACUUGUUCCGAAGAAGAAAUGGAGAAUUAGCCGAUUUAUUACAACCUUGUGACGAGAAGGAGGGAGCCCGGAGUAAGCUGGACAAUGGUACUGAAUAA
This is a messenger RNA of Haemonchus placei, 216 nucleotides long. NCBI's taxonomy places the organism in Eukaryota, Metazoa, Nematoda, Chromadorea, Rhabditida, Trichostrongylidae. The record is from the annotation of a GenBank genome assembly.